ACCCUCAAUAGUCACAUACGUUCUCUGCCUCUCUGUUUUCUCUCACGCACGCAGCAUGCUCUCGGCCUCUCUCUAUUCUCAGUCGGCUGUCACGGCGUCUCUGCCUCUCUCAGUCUCUCUGCAGUCUGCACGCACGAACUUCCAUUAAGUUCGAGCCAUAACGACCAUAGUAAUGAAUAGGGGAUGAGGCUCCAUAAGGUUCUGUCAGAAAGAAGUACAUGGAGGAACCCUAUCUGCUUUAUUCGACUCUUUGAGGGAGAAACUCGCUGAAGUGCAUACUGUUACGGAGCUUCCAUUGCUCCUCCCAGAUUAGCAAUGUGGAUAGGAUUAGCAUUUGCCAGAUGAAAUUUUUUGUGACAUCCUCUCGUUUCUUCCAACUGAAGAGGCUGUUUCAACAAUGGUUCUCUCAAAGAGGUGGAAACCACUCUGGCUUUCAGUCCCUAUCCUAGACUUUCACCAAGAUCGAUAUCUCCAAGGGAAGGAAUCGAAAUCGUACUCUGACUUCAGCAAUUUCGUAUCCGCUACUAUCCUUUCACGAGGUUUGCAUCAACCCAUCAAAAACUUUACCCUCAGAACAGGUGACGAUUGUCCAUCUUCCGAUGUCAAGGAAUGGUUAAAAGCAGCAAAAAAAUGCCAAGUUGAGAAACUCGAAAUUUGGUAUCCCGAUUCACCAGUGCCUCACUAUAUUUUCAGAUGCACAACCCUAGUUGUUCUCAAGCUAUAUGAGACAUAUUUUGAAGCUUUUUCUUCUGUGCACCUGCCCUUGCUCAAAACACUGUAUAUGCACUAUGUUCAGUUUAUAAACCCUCAAUUUUUGAUGAACCUUCUUUAUGGGUGUCCUGUUCUUGAAGAUUUGGAAAUACUUCACGUAUAUUUUGAUGACUCAGAUUUGGGAUCGAAUGACACGUCUUUUAAUGACUCUCCCUUUGAGGGGCAGGUUAAAAGUUUAUCCAAUUUGGUCAGAGCUAAGGUUUUUUUUCACCUUGCUUUCCAUAUUCCUGUGAAAGCUUUUUCCAAUGCACAGUUUCUGCACUUAAACAAGUGUGAUGCAGGCAUUCCUGUAUUUCCCAAUUUAACUUAUCUGGAGAUCUCCUUCAAACGACACUCUCUUAAAUGGAAUUUGGUGCUUGAUAUGCUCAAUCAUUGUCCUAAGCUUCAAACGGUUGUCUUUGACAUACGUCUUGAUGAUGAUGAGGUUUGGCCAGACCCAGGUUUUAUUCCUAAAUGCUUUUCUACGCAUCUUAGGAAGUGCUUUAUUAAAGGUUAUGCAGGAGUGGAUUGUCAGAUGAGAUUUGCAAGAUAUGUUUUGCAAAACGCAACCUUGUUACGUUCCCUGAUCAUUUGCAGUCGGUAUUCCCAAAAUCAUCAGAGAAAGCUUGAAAUGAUAACAGAAUUGGCCUCAUAUCCAAGGAGCUCUGCAGUUUGUGAACUUCUAUUUAAGUGAUUUAUAUGCUUGUUAGUAGUUGGAAAUUAUUCCUAAAGUGGAUGACUGCAUUUGUUCAUAGUUUAAUGUAUCUGCUGGUUUUGGUGCUUUUGUUAGACACAAACUUUGUGUGUUUCUCCUGUUAUUGUUUUGAAAAUUGCUGAUCUUAUGCACUCCAACUCUACUUUUGUAAAUCUGACAAACUGAAAUGAGAGUAGAUUUUCUAA
Messenger RNA from Lotus japonicus, 1650 nucleotides. Its product is annotated as FBD-associated F-box protein At5g56380-like. The transcript is spliced from 4 exons. Lineage: Eukaryota; Viridiplantae; Streptophyta; Magnoliopsida; Fabales; Fabaceae. Bases 398 to 1444 code for a protein of 348 amino acids. The record is from RefSeq and is a predicted model, not a curated record.